AAUACGGAUAAUACAACAGAGUCCAGUCCUUGCAGCAUAUUAUACAACAUGUGACUUUUGACAGCAUGGUUAGCCCAUAGUUGCUGUAGGUGGUACAAUAGAGGCUAGACUGACUGAAGAAGUAAAACCAAUGUUUAUAGUUCACAUUGGAAGUAGAACCUGAAGACAAAGACUUUCUUAUAUUAAGCAGUUUUGAUGGCAGAAAAAAGACAGCCUUUUAUAGUGUUGGGGAAGCAAUGGAGCAACUCACAGGACCUGAUAGACAAAAAUGGACCAAUAUGGAUCCAGAAGAGAGAAUGUUAGCAGCUGCCACAGCUUUUGUUCGUAUCUGUGCAGGGCAGGGUGAGGGAGACCUAAGCAGAGAAACCCAAUCCAUCCAGUAUGAUCCCUACAGUAAAGCUUCAGUAGCCCCAGGGCAGCAGCCUGCUUUUCCUGUGGAACUGCAGUACCCACAUGUAGAAAGUCCUGUCACUUCGAAAACAGUCUCAGAGGUCUCUCAAAGGCUCCGAAAGCCAGUGAUAAAGAGAAAGGUGCUUUGUAGAAAGCCAGGUGGGAAAGUAUUAGUGACAGAUGAGUCAAUUAUCAGUGAAUCAGAAUGUGACACAGAAAGUGAUGCAGAUCUCUGGGACUUAAAACAAAGGCUGAUGAAUCUGCAGUUCCGGGAAGAUAGGGAGUCCCCAGCGGAUAUUUCACAAAAAUUUAGUCAGCCACAUGAAUACCAAGGAAUUUCACAAGAUCAGUUCAUUGGCUGUCUACAAAGAGAGCGAAUGGGCCCUCCCGCUUAUGAACAAGACCUGAUUGUUGCCAGCAGACCCAAGUCCUUUAUUCCCCCAAGGCUGGAGCAGUUAAGCCAAAAUCGAGGCAAGAUAGACCAGGUGGCUCGAUAUUUUGAGUACACAAAGGACUGGGACUCCAUGGGGCUGCCUGGUGAAGAUCAUAGGAAGGAGGUACGGUGGGGUAUCCGAGAAGGGUUUCUUUCCCGAGCAGAGCCCCAGUCCAAGCCUCAACACAUGUAUGUUCCAAACAAUUACAUAGUGCCAACUGAGAAAAAAAGAUAUGCCAUUCAUUGGGGUGUUCACUGUGACCUUGCAAAUGGUGACAUGCCCAGGAAGCUUCCCUUCCCUCUUUCUCCUUCUUAAGAUUUUUUUAACCUGUCUCUCCUCCUACAGAAUUGUUUAAGAUAUCCUGUUUCUUUAUCUGGUUCCUUUUAAACAGAAACACCCACCAUUAGUGGUCCCCUGCUGUGUAUCAUACAGCUAUCAGACACUACUUAACUUCCAAAUUACUACUCUCAAAUACAAAAAUUACAAGAAAAAUCAUGCCAGAGAGAUAAAAACCUAUAUGGUCUUUGUAUUUUGUCAAAUUAGUAAACACCAUUUGUGUUUGAAAGCCUUUUUACCUUGGGUCAAUGUAAGCUACUGUGUUUUAGUGUGUUUUAAAAUUGGUGGGCAUUAAGCUUAUCUAUUAAAGAAUUUUGGAAAC
Molecule: messenger RNA, 1482 nt
Organism: Heterocephalus glaber (naked mole-rat)
Lineage: Eukaryota; Metazoa; Chordata; Mammalia; Rodentia; Bathyergidae
Product: centriolar and ciliogenesis-associated protein HYSL1
Biological process (GO): cilium assembly
Cellular component (GO): centriole; non-motile cilium
Source: RefSeq, a predicted model, not a curated record